This is a messenger RNA of Pollicipes pollicipes, 2069 nucleotides long. RefSeq names its product Cdk5 activator-like protein (gene Cdk5alpha). Gene Ontology annotation, cellular component: cytoplasm; growth cone; protein kinase 5 complex. The record is from RefSeq and is a predicted model, not a curated record. Gene Ontology annotation, molecular function: cyclin-dependent protein serine/threonine kinase activator activity; protein kinase binding. The coding region runs from base 114 to 1049 and encodes 311 amino acids. The transcript has 4 exons. Gene Ontology annotation, biological process: axon guidance. NCBI's taxonomy places the organism in Eukaryota, Metazoa, Arthropoda, Thecostraca, Pollicipedomorpha, Pollicipedidae.
GCGGCGAUGAGCGGCACGGCGUGCGGCGUGCCUUCCCUGUGACCCGCCCGUACCGCGCCGGCUCGAAGGUGUUGGUCCGCUCGCGCUCGCUGGAGGCGGUCGCCGUCGGCGCGAUGGGCACCGUGCUCUCCUUCAGCCCGCACGAGAGGCGAGGCUACGGCGCGCGGCCGGCGCUCAGCAACGCCAGUUACGACGCCAUGUACCACCCGUCGCGCCACGGCGUCGCCAACGAGAAUGCCAACGCACUGCUCGACCCGGCUCAGGUGGAGCGCAGCCUCAAGAAGCACUCCAACUUCAUUCAGGCGCUCAGCUGGAAGCGCUUCUCGUCCAGCGGCAAGAAGCGUCUCGACAGCAAUCAGAACCCGACGCGCGGCCGGGCUACGCGCGCGCCGCUCGACAUCAUCCACCCGCGCGUCGACAACAACAAGAACAUCCAGACGACGCUGUCAUGCUACAGCCUGAAGACGGCGGCGGCGGCCGUGGCGCACCUGGACGUGGCGCGCGUCAGCGGCGCGCGGACAGAUCAGCUGCCGCGCGCCGUGCUCACGCCGCCCGGCGCCACCGUGAGCCCCGGCAAGAAGACUGUCAUCCAGGCGUCGACCUCGGAGCUGCUCAAGUGUCUGGGCAUGUUCCUGCAGCGGCGCUGCGCGCACCUGGCCAACUUCCAGCCGGGUGACGCCAUCAUGUGGCUGCGCACGGUCGACCGCAACCUGCUGCUGCAGGGCUGGCAGGACAUAGCCUUCAUCAACCCGGCUAACGUGGUGUUUGUCUACAUGCUGGUGAAGGAGAUGGUGACGCCGGAGGUGGCGUCCGAGCAGGACCUGCAGGCGGUGGUGCUCACCUGUCUCUACCUCUCUUACUCCUACAUGGGAAACGAGAUUUCGUACCCUCUGAAGCCGUUCCUGGUGGGCAGCAGCCGGGAGCGAUUUUGGGACCGCUGCGUCGACAUGAUCAGCCGACUCAGCGAGCAGAUGCUGAAGAUCAACGCCGACCCGCGCUUCUUCACCGACGUGUUCACCGAGCUGAAGUCGGUGGGCGUUACCGGAUGAAGGCGGGCCGACGCCACUGGUCGGACUUCUAUAGGUGACGCUGCCGCUGCAGCACGUGACAACGGUCGAAGGGGUGCUCCUGGCUCCGCCGGGGCUCCCGCCCGGGAGUUCGGCGCGGUGCCGACAGGCCGGCGUAGAGAGGUUACACACGGGUGCUGCGUGGACGUUGGGGUUGAAGAUGAGUUGAACACUCAGGUGCAAACCAAGGUUGCCAGAGGUACCGCGUUGGUCUUUGACCAGUUGUGAUUUGUUGUUCUCUGUUCCCUACGCAUGGUUUCUGUUUCCCUCGCUUUGCCCCCGCAGUUGUUGGUUCACUUGCGUCCCGUUGUUUAAUUGUGGGCUGCAAUGCAGCUCAUGUAUUACCCUGUAGAAGUUAUGUAGUAAUUAUGGUAAGGGGAUGCGGCUUUAACCUAACGAUGCCGUGCUGUUUUGAGCGCCCGCUGUUAAGCAUCUGUGCAUACCGUGAUGUUCUUUACUUCAUUAUUUCAACUGUCAUCUUUAAUCCCUGGAAAGCUCAGUGGAGCACGCAAUCCGGACCCAAUAAUGGACAGGUUCAGCAACAGUUUGCCUGAUGCUCUGUGCUCCGACGUCGCGCCGCAACGUUUACCCUUGUGAUGGCCGCCGUCGGAGCCCUCAACCUGAUGAGCAGCGCGGGCGCGACCGCAUCGCCUGACUUCGCAGCUCUUGUACAGAACAGCUUUUAUACAGUGAAACUGCUUCACACUCGGUGCGAGCUGACCCGGCGCCGGCCCCGGCGCGGCUGUGAGGAGGCCGCGCCGGUCCAGGGCGGCACGACGGGAGCGCUCGAUCACGUGACCACCGGUAGCCCGAUCGCUCGCCCAUGGGGCUGGGGCUCCUCUGCAGUGGCGAGUGUGCGUGCGAGCCGCGGCCCCCAGCGAGCCGGGCGCCCUGGCUGCUGCCGCCGCUCUCCCAGUGUUCUUGCUCUGGUUCUUGUACCGUUUGCAUGGUGUCGCGAAGUUGCGCUGCGCGUUGCAGCGGCAAUAUGGCCUCAUAAAUUUC